AUGCCUGCCACGGGAUUCGUGAGUCAAGACCCUGUGGCCGAGAAAACCGAACAAGGCGAUGUGUUAUUCGCAAAUUAUGGAACGACUGAAAUGUUGUAUACAGGAGGAUGUGCAGUUAUGGUAUUGGGAAUUUUAAUUGCCGCAUGUCAUAUUUGCGCAAAGAAAAAAUUGUUAUGGUUCAAAAACAAAAGCAAACUCCCUACUGCAGCAUCAGAACCACAUUUGGCAUUUUAUCAUCGAAAGCCGACCACAGCCGUCAAGGCCGUCAAAAACCCAACUGGAUCACAUUAUUUGAAAAAAAGCCCAAGCCCUACAGGCAGCAAAACCCCUGUUGGUGAUGGAAGUAUAAGCCCCACCGGAUCAGAGAAAACGUCUAGACAUUCACCAACUAUAAGCCCAACCUGUGAACAAAAAACUGUGCAGCCACCAACACACACGUUGUCAGUUGUCCAUGAGAAUGAAACAGAUAAUAAGUUAUCAUCGAAAAAUAAUCAGUCACAAAACGAAACCGGCCCAAAUGAUACACCUGGUAAAAUGGGAGUACUUUUUUUCAAACUUCGGUACAAAAAAGACAAAAAAGUUCUUCUGGUUAACAUAAACAAAUGCAUGGACUUAACACCUAAAGAGAAAAAUUCUGGCACUAGCGAUCCUUACGUAAAAUUGCAGUUAUUGCCCGAUAAGGAGCAUAAAGUUAAGACACGAGUAUUGAGGAAAACAAGGAAUCCAGUGUAUGACGAAGACUUUACAUUCUUUGGAAUUCAAACUAAUAAGCUUCAAUCUAUGACAUUGCAUUUCGCCAUUCUGAGUUUUGAUCGUUACUCCAGAGACAGCCUAAUUGGUGAAGUUUUCUUUACAUUGAAUGAAAAGGAUGUGUUGGAAUCGAUUGAAAAAGAACAAAUUUCUAUUCAAAAGGAUAUCAUACUUCGCAGUGUUAAACAGUCACAAAUCGCCAAUCGAGGAGAAUUAUUGGUAUCCUUAUGUUGGCAACCAGCAACCAGAAGAGUAACAGUUGUUGUGCUGAAGGCUAGAAAUUUACCUAAGAUGGACCUAACUGGACUAGCUGAUCCAUUUGUGAAGAUUAAUUUCUUAGUUGACGGAACACGCAUUUCAAAGAAACGGACUCACAUGAAGAAACGUACAUUGAACCCUGUUUAUAAUGAAUCAUUUGUGUUCGAUUUGCCUUCGACCGUUGUUGAUCUACAUAAUGUGUGUAUUGAGUUUUGUGUUUUCGAUCACGACAGAGUCACUAAAAACGAAAUUAUCGGACGAGUUUUAAUGGGACACCCGGACAAUCCAUCUGUUACCGCUGAACGUCACUGGAAAGAAGUAAUGAAUGCUCCGCGAAGGCAAAUUGCCGAUUGGCACAAAUUGGUUGUCUGA
Macrosiphum euphorbiae (potato aphid) is the source of this 1380-nucleotide messenger RNA. The record is from the annotation of a GenBank genome assembly. Lineage: Eukaryota; Metazoa; Arthropoda; Insecta; Hemiptera; Aphididae.